Messenger RNA from Macrosiphum euphorbiae (potato aphid), 1761 nucleotides. NCBI's taxonomy places the organism in Eukaryota, Metazoa, Arthropoda, Insecta, Hemiptera, Aphididae. The record is from the annotation of a GenBank genome assembly.
AUGAACGUCGUGGGCGUCAUAUCUAUAGUUUUCUUCUAUUGCCUAAUCCUGUCGGUCGGGUUAUGGGCCGGCAAGAAGAAACACACCGGCAACUCGGAGGAAGAAGUAAUGCUGGCGGGCAGAAAUAUUGGGCUUUUCGUCGGCAUAUUCACGAUGACGGCAACCUGGGUCGGCGGUGGGUAUAUUAAUGGGACGGCCGAAGCGAUUUACACGUCAGGCCUGCUAUGGUGUCAAGCUCCGUUCGGAUAUGCUCUAAGUUUGGUCUUCGGUGGAAUAUUUUUCGCCGAUCCGAUGCGCAGACAAGGAUAUGUUACCAUGUUGGAUCCGCUUCAAGAUUGUUUUGGCGAACGUAUGGGAGGACUGCUGUUUUUACCAGCUCUGUGCGGCGAAGUGUUUUGGUCUGCCGGGAUAUUGUCCGCUUUGGGGGCUACGUUGAGUGUGAUCAUCGAAUUGGACCAGGCUACCAGCGUUAUUUUGAGCUGUUGCAUUGCAGUUUUCUAUACCAUUUUCGGAGGACUAGCCAGCGUCGCUUAUACGGAUGUCAUUCAACUGUUCGCUAUAUUCAUAGGACUGUGGUUGAGCGUGCCGUUUGCGUGGUAUAACAAGAAAGUAGACUUUAACCAGCCUGGCUUGGAUUUGAUCGGCGAGAUCCAGGGAAAGGAUUUCUUAAGCUACAUAGAUUACGCGUUGCUGUUGGUGUUUGGUGGAAUUCCAUGGCAGGUCUAUUUCCAGAGGGUGUUAUCGAGUAAAUCAGCUUCACAAGCUCAGAUACUUUCAUUUGUCGCAGCCUUUGGAUGCUUCAUCAUGGCAAUACCACCGGUUAUUAUUGGAAUGGUAGCAAGGGCUACAGAUUGGAAUCAGACAAAAUACGAAGGACCGAUGCCAAUGACUCAGAAGGAAACUAGCAUGGUGUUACCAAUGGUUAUGCAGUACCUCACCCCAGAUUGGGUGGCGUUCUUCGCAUUGGGCGCGAUUUCUGCAGCUAUAAUGUCUUCGGCCGAUUCCAGCGUUCUUUCAGCCAGUUCUAUGUUUGCGAGAAACAUCUAUCGAAUGUUAUUACGACAAAGCGCAUCAGAAAUGGAGAUUGUCUGGGUCAUGCGAUUAUCCAUCGUAGUCGUCGCCUUUUCCGCUACGACUAUGGCAAUUACUAUCCCGUCCAUUUACGGCCUGUGGUCCAUGUGUUCUGACCUAGUUUACGUUAUCCUAUUCCCACAGUUAACUAUGGUAGUUCAUUUCAAACACUAUUGCAAUACAUACGGGUCACUAGCCGCGUACAUAGUCGCAUUUUACAUACGAAUGGCUGGCGGUGAACCUUUGUUGGGCCUGAAACCAAUGAUACACUUCCCUGGAUGGGACGGUGAAAAACAACUGUUCCCGUUCCGGACCACAGCUAUGCUCUGUUCGUUGUUUACGCUGGUAUUCGUCUCUUGGUUUACAAAGUGGCUGUUUAUCAAUGGUAAGCUGGCACCGCACUACGACUGGUUCCAUUGCGUGGUGAAUAUACCGGAGGACGCGGUGCGAGUUGGAGAGCCGCACGAGGGUGAACAGAUGACCACGCUCACGUCAGGUCCGAUGGGGCCGCAGUACGGCGCUGCCGUGACCACCGGUCUGGUCGGCAAAGACGAGAGGAACGGCAGAAUCAAUCCAGCACUGGACAUCAACGACGACGAAGCGACUACCACUACCGCGGUUCAGAGGAAAGCCAGCGUCGUGGGAAAGGUGUACAAGCAGGGAUACGAACAGACGACCACCGGGUUUUGA